AUGAGAGCUAUAUCGUUUUCUCGUUUUAUAAACUGGCCGAGACCGCUACAAUUUGUCAUCUCUACAUAUCCUGUCAUUGGUAAACGUACAUUUACCGUUGUAUGUAACAAUCCUCAGUCGACAAUACAUGCUAACGUGCGAAAUGUACGUGGACGUCAUGAUACAUCAUCAAGCAGUGAAGGCAGAUCAUUAUAUUCAUCGGAAGCAUCAAAUAAUUGGAACAAUGUUCCAGUUGUCAAAGCUUUCGCACAUGUCCCAAAUAAUUCAAACUAUCCGAUUAUAGCAAUUUAUUGGGAUGAUAGCAGUAAAUGUAAUCGAUUCAAGAAGCAACCAGGAAGAUCGAUAACAAAGGCUGAAAUUGAAGUCGUGUGCUUAGCACUGAAACAGGCAGUUUUUCAAAUGAAUUUGCCACGCGUCCAUAUUGUUACCAAUUCGAAAUUUGUUUGGAAGCAUUUUGGUAAAAUAUCAUUAUGGUGGAGUCUGGAUGAAUUUCUACAGCAAAAGUCGAUGACCUUCAGUUCCUGCUCCGCCGAAGCCCAAGAUCUAUACCGGUUAUUACACAUGAUCGAUGCAACGAUCGAAUACAAUUCUUCCACUAAAGAAACAGCUAAGAAAUUUUUCGAAAAUGUAGUGGGCAAGGAAGGAAGCAGGGGAGUAUCUGAUAUAAUUCCCGAAAAAAAGCUCGCUUCAGAAACCUUUUCAUCUAAAACAGUUUUAUCGAAAUUGCAGAAAAGCGCUGAUAAAAGUUUAUUUGUAUCAGAAACGUCGUCCGCAGCAGACUCGAAAAAUUAUGCUUCCAAAAAUCUGUUGGGUGAUAGUAUUCCCAUUGUCUAUACAUGUGGCGUUUUGCAUAUCGAAGGAAAUGAAAAAAAGUACGUCAAAGCAGGUUAUGGUGUUUAUUGGCCACAUGCACUAGAGCUGGGUACUGGAAAACGUUAUAAUUUUUAUCCAGUUACUUUGGUUCGAUGUCAAUUGCAAGCUAUAAUUGACGCUCUUCAACAGGCUGUGGAUCAAAAUUACCAUAGUAUUGUUCUUCGUACUGACAGUGUCUCUUUUUUGGUUCACCAUUCACGUCAGUGGUUGAAAGCCAAUGGUUCUUAUGUAAGGUAUCACGAUCAAUACGUCAGAAUCAUGGAUUUAUGUAAAGACAUCAAAGUAAGAUUUCAACCAGCAAGCGAUCGAGUUGCUUUAAGUCAAGCAGAAGCACUGGCUGAAAAUGGUAUUUGCUUACCGACACCAUCCAGAAGGUCCCAAAAGAAAAUGUACGAUAACAAAACUUCAUCUGCUACGGAUAUCAAAUGUUCAUUGUAG
Molecule: messenger RNA, 1311 nt
Organism: Cercopithifilaria johnstoni
Lineage: Eukaryota; Metazoa; Nematoda; Chromadorea; Rhabditida; Onchocercidae
Source: the annotation of a GenBank genome assembly